UCUUGAAUGUUGCUUCAAUCUUCACGUACUGUCCAUAAUUCAGACAGGUUCAUGUAUAUGAGGAGAUUCAGAGCAGUGGUCAGUGAGCUACUAUUAUUUUAAGCCAUCCAGUAAUGGCUUCGGAAGAAGCACCGCAUGUCCAGACACAGACCGUCGGUGGUACCAUGCAACGCCGAACAUGGUCCGAAGUUCGCGGCUGCAUCAGUCAGUGUCUGUUCUGCAGCCUCCGGUCGGGAUUACCAUUGUAUUGGCAAAUUCGUAUGCAGCACUGAGCCGAUUGGAGAGGCUUCUUAUUCGCAAUUGCUGCGGAACCAAAAUAUCAAACAGGCAGGUGUCUGUUCUUAUCACACACAGACUGUCUUUCUGGUGCGCAUGCAGCCGCAACGGUCGAGAGAAGAAAGUCUCAAGCCGGCACUUGCUCAAUGCUUAGCCCCGCUUCGACACUUUAUUGGCUUCUCUGCCCCACUUGAUGAAAGCUUCCGACAGCGCCAGGUCUGGGCAAUCAUCGUUUGGAAGCCACACGGCUAGGGAGCAAGUCGAUUGAUGGCGCAAGACGGCCGGUCUACAGGAGAAAAGCAGACAUCUCGACCUCGGGCAUCAGCAAAGCAUGCAGCAACAGUGACAAAUGCAGUCUUGUCCAGAGAUCCAGACGAUCAACACGCGCUAAACGAUGGUGGUGGGGACGGGGUGAUAUGG
Molecule: messenger RNA, 696 nt
Organism: Didymella exigua CBS 183.55
Lineage: Eukaryota; Fungi; Ascomycota; Dothideomycetes; Pleosporales; Didymellaceae
Exons: 1
Coding region: 136-528 (130 amino acids)
Source: RefSeq, a predicted model, not a curated record